Messenger RNA from Acanthoscelides obtectus, 860 nucleotides. NCBI's taxonomy places the organism in Eukaryota, Metazoa, Arthropoda, Insecta, Coleoptera, Chrysomelidae. The record is from the annotation of a GenBank genome assembly.
CGCUGACAACCAUACAAGUCAACGUGUUGCCAUCGCACAGCAUUGAAUUAAACCUUCUUCAGUGUAUAUGUUUUGUGCCCUCCUUCAGUGAGGUUUUGUGGUGCUGAGUAAGCAUUGUUUUCCUUUCCGUAUUUGUUUUGUUUUUGUGACGUGUAACCAUGUCUUCUGCAGCAAUAUUAACAUCAGACUGGUUUCUUCUUGGCAGGGACUUAUAUUACAGACAAAAAUGAGGCACGUCAUUCUACUGAAGGUGGUCUAUCUCCCAAGCAAGAUACUGAGACACGGGACACUGGGAAUAUCACUGCGGUUGAGGAAGAAUAGCGAUCACAGCCACAUGCAAAGGUGCAAAAUGAUACAAAAAAACGUCAAGAAAAAACAGUAAAUGAAACUAUUGCACGUAUACCUAUAACUAAAGGCAACAAGAGAAUGGCAAAAAACACGAAAUCUGAAGAAGCGUACACGGUAAUGAAAGAACUAUCAAGUAACGUGAAAAAGCGAGAUGACUUUGAUGUGUAUGGUGAAUAUGUAGCGACCACCUUGCGAAACCUUAAGAGCAAAUCGGUGCAAAUCUACGCCAAAUUUGAAAUAAAUAAUAUUCUCUAUAAAGCAGAGUGUUCAGACAUACAACCUGGGACAUCUACCACUCCGUUCGCUACACCGACGCCCUCUGCUUCCCCAGCUACAUCAGAUCAAACAGGCACUAAAUCAUACAAUACACCUGAGGCAUCCUCCAUUCCAUCCACUACACCUACACCCGUAACUUUCCCCAGCUAGACCAAUUCAAACAGACACGACACUCAAUCAUGCACAUGUGCAGAUACCGAGGAUGAAUUAAAUUUUACGCAAAUGUUACUUUCUCU